CACGCCCAGCCGGAACCCUCGCCUCGGUCACGACGCGCAGUCGCCCAUUUCGCAUCUCGUUGCGCUCUUCCUCCGAUUGGCCGCCGCCCGCCCCGCUCUCUUCAGAACAAGAAACAAACCCACCCCGACCACAGCAACAGGGCCGCCUCCCAGCCGCCGCCGCCUCCGCCGUCUCCGUCCCCGACGUCUUCUGCUGAACGCCGGCGUGGGGUGCCCGGGCUCCACCACCGGCGACGACUCCCUCUCCGCCGCGAGCGUUCCCCUCGACUGCUUCGUUUGCGGGGGUAGCCGGGGCUCCGGCCUCGGCGGCUUUCAAAGCCCCCUUCCUCACAACAGUAUCCAAAAUCCCGUCCUAGAGUUCUUCUACCUCCCGUUCCAGAAUUUCCUCUUUUGGCGUCACCGAUAGCAGUUUCAUCGAUCUCGAUCUCGAUCUCGAUUUCGAUCCAUUUCUUGUUUUCUUCUUUCUCUUCGAUUUCUUGCUAGCUAAUACAUCGAUCGACCGCCUCACCUCGUUUCAUUCUUUUCUGUUGUUCUGAUUUGUCGCCGCUAACACCACCCAAACAGCAAACUUUUAUAGCACAGAAAACAAAUCCCAAAAAAAAAGGUUAACUUUUUUCUGUGGACUUUAGCGUUCUCCGGUUGUGACGAGAUGCCUGCGCUCGCCGUUGACGCUACGGCACCUGUGGCGCACGCCUUCGCGUCGUGCGACGUGGCGCACUUCCCGACCCCACUGAUGGGCUCUGCCGCCGGGGCGGACAAGCAGGAGGCUGCCGCGUGGUCGGCCGACCUCUCCGCGGCGCUGUACAACGUGGACGGCUGGGGCGCACCCUACUUCUUCGUCAACGAGGAUGGCGACGUCGCCGUUCGCCCGCACGGCGCGGCCACGCUGCCCGGCCAGGAAAUCGACCUGGCCAAGGUCGUCGCCAAGGCAGCGGGGCCGCGCGCAGCCGCCGGGCUCGGUCUGCCGCUGCCGCUGCUAGUGCGCUUCCCCGACGUGCUGCGCCACCGCGUGGAGGCCCUCAACACGGCGUUCGACUACGCCGUGCGCUCCACCGGCUACGGCGCGAGGUACCAGGGCGUGUACCCGGUCAAGUGCAACCAGGAUAGGUACGUCGUUGAGGACAUUGUCGAGUUCGGCGCGCCGUUCCGCUUCGGCCUGGAGGCCGGCUCCAAGCCGGAACUGCUGCUCGCCAUGAGCUGCCUCGUCGCGCGCGGCAACCCGGACGCCCUGCUCAUCUGCAACGGCUACAAGGACGACGAGUACGUCUCGCUCGCGCUCAUGGCGCGCGCCAUGGGGCUCAACACGGUGAUCGUGCUCGAGCAGGAGGAGGAGCUCGAUAUUGUCGUCGAGGCAAGCCGCCGCCUUGGCGUGCGCCCGGUGGUCGGCAUGCGCGCCAAGCUGCGCACCAAGCACGCCGGCCACUUUGGCUCCACGUCGGGGGAGAAGGGCAAGUUCGGCCUCAAUGCUGCCCAGAUACUGUCCGUGGUGACCAAGCUCAAGACCAUUGGUAUGCUCGACUGCCUCCAGCUCCUGCACUUCCACAUUGGCUCCCAGAUCCCGACGACUGCUCUGCUCUCCGAUGGCGUCGGCGAGGCCGCGCAGAUCUACUGUGAGCUCGCCCGCCUCGGCGCGGACAUGCGCGUCAUUGAUGUCGGUGGUGGCCUCGGCAUCGACUAUGAUGGAAGUCACUCUGCCCAGACCGACAUGUCAGUGGCAUACAGCUUGGAGGAGUACGCGGCGGCCGUGGUUGCCGCGGUUGGCCGCGUCUGUGACCGCAAGGGGGUUCAGCACCCCAUCAUCUGCAGCGAGAGUGGCCGCGCGCUGGUGUCUCACCACUCGGUCCUGGUGUUCGAGGCCUUCUCGGCUUCAGCGCCUGGCCGCAUUGACACAGCGACGGCCUACCUGCUUGAGGACCUCACCGACGACUGCCGUGCUGACUACCGCAACCUCAUGGCUGCUGCGGUUCGUGGUGACUACGAUACCUGUGCUCUGUACGCCGACCAGCUCAAGCGCCGCUGCGCCGAGCAGUUCAAGGAAGGGGUUCUUGGCCUGGAGCACCUUGCUGCGGUUGAUGGGCUCUGUGAGAUCGUCGCCCGUGGCAUGGGCGCGGCCGAGGCGCCGCGCACGUACCACAUCAACCUUUCCGUGUUCACCUCCCUGCCGGACAUGUGGGCCAUCGGGCAGCAGUUCCCGAUCAUUCCAAUCCAGCGCCUGCACGAGCGCCCGGCCAUUGAUGGUGUCCUGUCAGACCUCACCUGCGACAGCGACGGCAAGGUCGGCCAGUUCAUCGGCGGGAGGCACAGCCUGCCGCUGCACGAGCUUCCCAGCCACGGCACCCGCGGGUACUACUUGGGCAUGUUCCUCGGGGGCGCGUACCAGGAGGCGCUCGGCGGGCUGCACAACCUGUUCGGCGGGCCGAGCGUGGUGCGCGUGUCGCAGAGCGACGGUCCCCACUGCUUCGCGGUGACGCGCGCAGCGGCGGGGCCGUCCUGCGCCGACGUGCUCCGCGCGAUGCAGCACGAGCCCGAGGUCAUGUUCGAGGUCCUGAAGCAGAGGACCGAUGGCGCCACGGCGGCUGCCCUCGCCAGAGUUUUCGGUGCAAUGCCGUAUCUCGUGUUCGACCCCGAGGCAGCGGUGAUGUCCAGCGGGGAGAGCUGCGGCAUGAGCAGUGACUCGGAAGGGUCUGCCGCCGGCGCUGCCGAUGAAGAUGAUGAUGAGUGGGAGUUCAUGCGCGGGUUCACCGUGUGAUGGCUGAUGAUGAAACACUCAAGCUCCCCUGUACCUGUCCUGUGUCGCUGGUGGACGAUGUUGCCAGCAGUUGUCAGUCAGUCGCCGGCGUUGGUAACCCCUCCGCCCGGUGUUGUAUCGUGUCAUGGUCGUUGUCGUCGGGUGUCUCGUCGUCGCCGGAGUUUCGUGGCGCCGCUUUUUUUAUUUCGAAUGCGUCAGUGUCCACUGUUCACCUUUUUUCUGGGAAAUAAAAAGGAACUAAUAAGUUUCUCUUCAA
Molecule: messenger RNA, 3005 nt
Organism: Phragmites australis (common reed)
Lineage: Eukaryota; Viridiplantae; Streptophyta; Magnoliopsida; Poales; Poaceae
Product: arginine decarboxylase 1-like
Exons: 1
Coding region: 650-2749 (699 amino acids)
Biological process (GO): spermidine biosynthetic process; L-arginine catabolic process
Molecular function (GO): arginine decarboxylase activity
Source: RefSeq, a predicted model, not a curated record